UAAGCAAACGAAGUGGCGGCAAGUGGUACAUCGAACGCAAGCCAAGCCAAAGCAAAGCAAACUAAAAACAAAUUAAAACUGGUCGACUUAAUGUCAACUAAAUUGACAGACUACUUAACUGUGCCUUGCAACUGUAAAUUAGUAUUAUCUGUAAGGCCGAAGUGUGACAAUCGUCGUCGUAAUGGAAUCCACCAAUAUCGUUAAUCGCACCCUAAGCCAUAGACGACAACGACGCCAACAACUGCGACCCCUAACUCCAAAUAUGACACCGGCAUCGGCAUCGGCUUCAAGAUGUUCCAUUAAGAUACUUUAUCUGAUGACAAUUUGCCUAAUUUGUCUGCAACAAAUCAUCUUCGUCACCUGUGAGUCCAAUCCGCAGAAGCAGAAUGUGACUGUUACGACAUCAUGUAAGUCGGGCGAGUGUGUGGCAACCAGUUCGUGCCAAAUUUUGAGGUCAGCCAUGAGUCUGCAGAGUAUUUCCAAAGAAGUCAUCGACAUCGUCAAACAACAGCGAUGCGGAAACAGAGAAAGCCGCAACGUGUGCUGCACCGAUCUCGCACUGGAACUAGUGAACAACAACAUUCUAGCGAACGUGACAGACCCCAACAGCACUGGUGCUCUAGUUCAGCUGAUGACGACACCGUGUGGAAUAUCGGAUAGUUCGGAUCGCAUUCUAAAUGGGGAGACAGCUUUUCUCUUCGAGUUUCCAUGGAUGGCGUUGCUGGAGUACAACACCACCGCAGGGCGGAAUUUUCUGUGCGCUGGGUCUUUAAUUAGCGAUCGCUAUAUUCUGACCGCUGCUCAUUGCUUUGCCUCGCCAAAUGCCCAACUAAUAAGUGUCCGAUUGGGGGAACAUGACACGAGUAAGGAAAUCGAUUGCGAAGGCUAUGGGGGCCAGUUUGACAGGGAGUGUGCACCUCCGGUUCAGAAUCACAGAAUCGACGAUGUCAUCAUACACAAUGAUUUUCGAUUUGGAAUUUUUGCAAAUGACAUCGCUUUGAUAAGACUUCAAACGAAAGUUGCUUAUGAAGAUACUGUGAUACCAAUUUGUUUACCCAUAUCCAAGGAUCUAAUAAGAAACCUUGAUAGUGCCACAGUUGCCGGAUGGGGACUUACACUCAAUGGAAACACCUCGAAUGUCCUGCAAAAGGCACAUCUGCCAGUCCUGGCGAAUGAAUAUUGCGGAAAACUAUUUGCUAGAAAUUUCACUUCAUCUCAUAUAUGUGCCGGAGGUCGGAGAGGAGUGGACACAUGCAAAGGUGAUACGGGUGGGCCAUUAUUUGCCCGAACUGGAAGUUAUUUUCCAAAGUUUGUUCAGUAUGGAAUAAUGUCUGGUGGUGGAUCAGCGGUUUGCGGUGGCAAUAGUACAAUUCCGAGUAUUUACACAAAUGUUAUAGAUUAUGUGCCGUGGAUUAUUAAAAAUAUUAGACUUUAAUGUAGUUUUCUUUAUACAAAUCGACUGAC
Molecule: messenger RNA, 1464 nt
Organism: Eupeodes corollae
Lineage: Eukaryota; Metazoa; Arthropoda; Insecta; Diptera; Syrphidae
Product: phenoloxidase-activating factor 3-like
Exons: 5
Coding region: 182-1435 (417 amino acids)
Biological process (GO): proteolysis
Molecular function (GO): serine-type endopeptidase activity
Source: RefSeq, a predicted model, not a curated record